Messenger RNA from Fonsecaea multimorphosa CBS 102226, 2547 nucleotides. RefSeq lists its product as uncharacterized. The transcript is spliced from 2 exons. The record is from RefSeq and is a predicted model, not a curated record. Bases 1 to 2547 code for a protein of 848 amino acids. Lineage: Eukaryota; Fungi; Ascomycota; Eurotiomycetes; Chaetothyriales; Herpotrichiellaceae.
AUGGACCGUGAACAGUAUGAUCUAGGCUCAAUGCCUCCGUCGCACAUGUCAACGCCAGACCAUGUUAAACUUCUUAGUGGGAAAGAUUCGCCCGGAGUGUCUGUCACCAUCGGGGAGACACAAUCCGCUCCUUACCAUCGACGACAUUCACGAGGUCAUUCUGGGGACGAGCGAUUGAGGUCGAUAGAUGAAACGGAAAGCAUGCGAGAUGAGCCGUACGACCUGGUAGAACCGGUCACUCCCAUCAAAGCUCGUCGGUUUAGCGCAGGGCAAUCCGCUGCUUCGUCGGUGCUUCGACGUCUGACCACCAAAAUCAACCCAAUGUCGCGAGGCACAUUUCGAUCUACCAAACGUUCUCAAGGCCGGGAGUAUGCAACCUUGGACGACGGCGAGGAUGGUCAAGCAGCGACAGUAGAUCUCUCAUCAUUGGAGGGUAUGGGCUGGGAGCUUACCGACUUAUCAAACCCUGAUGCUGCACGACUCCAAGAUGAGGAAAUCGAGUCCGAGAGCAUGACCAAGAAGGAUGGGAAACCUGAUUUCCGCAAGUUCGUUCAGAAGCGCGCGUCGGUUGGCGAUGGAAUGAAGGGCGUGGGUGUGCAACUAAGACGGGAUCCGUCACGGAUAGUGCGAAGAGGAACUGGGGGGAUGGGCAACGCGGAGAGCUCCGGUAUCGAUCGGAGCAAAACCGUGCGCGACUUGGGCCAGGACCUUGCGCUCAAGAAGAACAUGAUUGUCGAGGUUGAAGAAAUCGUUGACCUGAGCACUCUGGAUGGUGGGGAAUUGGAAAAUCGCCAGAGUCGCACGUUCGAGACUAUGCCUAUGAGGCAAAGCGUCUUGCCCCAAGAGACGAAAAGCUACUUCUUCCCAGAUGAUCCGGAUAUCCCCAACUGGAAACCAAGGUCAAUGCGGAGCUGGUACAUUUUGUCUUUGAUGGCUCUUGCGUUGGGGUUGGCAGGGUUUCAGGAAUUCUUGUGCCAGAAAUCCUUUAAGAGCGUCCGAGAACACAGUGGUAUCCUUGCCUUCAAUGCUGUGGCGGAGAUUUCGACUUGGGACUUCUUUGUGUGGAAGUAUCUUCCCACGAUGAUCACCAUUGUCUACGCCGUUCUGUUCUCGAUCAUGGAUUUCGAUAUCCGCCGUCUGGAACCGUUCUAUCAAUUGUCCCGACCUCGAGGUGCUUCAGCAGCGGCCUCCCUGAAUUUGGAUCACUUGACCAUGUUCCAAUAUUUCAUCCCGUUCAAGGCUUUCAGACUGCGACAGUGGGCUGUGUUCUUCUCAACCACGGGCAACAUUAUGGCCUCGAUGGUCUCUCCUGCCUUGCAAAACCCUUCGAUCACGUUUGCCACGAAUCCAGAUCCAAGAUGUAAUGCAAGCGGAUGUCCCAAUGGGGAGAAGCAUUAUUGGGUUCGAAUCUCACCAGGCUGGUCUCGGGCUUUGUCGGCAAGCUAUGUCUUUGUGGCAAUCGUGGUCGUCAUUCUGUGGAUUCAGCUGCGCCGCAAGUCUGGGUUACUCAGCGAUCCUAAAGGCAUAGCCGGAAUUGCCUCGAUGGCCACCAAAUCGCACAUUCUCCAGGAUUUCGCCGGACUGGACGAGGCCAACUGCGCGAUAAUCCACAAGCGACUGGCGCAUCGACGAUACGUACUCUACAAGUCUUCGAUCUGGCAGGGUGAAUGGAGCUCGAAGAGUGAGCCGCCACAGGACAGCGAGAGAAAGCUCACCAGUCCACAUCCGCUAAUGCUCCAAAUGAGAGCGGGCAUUCCGUUCCUCGCCUUUAUGGUCUUCUGUCUCAUCUCAGUGCCCAUCAUCACGUUGACCAAGGCUCGGGUGGUGCCCAACGCCGCACCGUGGCUUCCCAUUCUCAUCGCGACCGGCUUGAAGUUGUUCUUUAGCACGUUUGAGUCUGAUGUUCGACUCAUGGAGCCCUUUUAUCAGCUUUCCCGAGGCAACGCGAGACCUGAAAACAGCCUGACCCUGGAUUACCAGGCGACUGUGUACGGGAUCAUGCCUUUCAAGGCUCUCCUUAACAAACACUAUCUCCUGGCAUUGGUGGGCGUGUCAUCGGUGCUGUUGGAUGUCCUGACGGUGACUGUGAGUUCCUUCUCGGUCAACUCAGAGGACUUCAUGCACGUGGGCAGUCAUGGCGAGGACCGAUCCAACGGCGACGAGACGUUCGUUUCGUUCUGGACUUCGCUCGUUCUCUCCGUGUUCAUCUUGCUUUUUGUCAUUUUCACGACAUCCCUGGUAUAUCUUCGACGACGACACCCGUUCUUGCCACGAGAGCCGUCCACGAUUGCAGCGGUGUUGGCCUUCAUCUACGCCAGCAACAUGCUGUCGGACUUUGUCGAUACAGAGACGCUGAACAACAAGGCGAUGGAAAAGAGGCUGAAAAACAUCAACAAACGGUAUGCAUUGGGAUGGUUUAAAGGAAGAGACGGGCAAAUCCACUGUGCGAUUGACGAGGAGCCGAUGAGGAGUAAAUACGUGCAUGGGAAACCGUAUACGAUGGCACAGGCAGGACCGUUGCAUGAGACAUAUUAUUCAGUUGCAUAG